AUGGUAUCCGUGCAUACUGGCGGUCCAUCAGGCGCCGGCUCUGAUCAUCAUGCCGACAACGACAACCAAAGCGUUGCCAGCGACUUGAGCACAUUGGACUUCAAGAGGGGAGACUUCUCGAUUGAUCUCUUGAAUCUCCUUGAGGCUAUCAACUCCGAGGGCAGUUUUGCAUUCAAUGCAAAAUUGGAUAUACCUUCUAGCUUCGACAUCUCUGUGAAUGAUGUUGGGGCUAUCUCCCUCCCGCUUGGGGAAGCUCAAGCGCGUCAGAUUAUCAAACAGGCACGCCAGGCACCUUAUGGUAAAGGAAGCGAGACUAUUGUCGACACUGCAGUGCGAAAUACGUGGGAAUUAGACCCAGCACAAUUCACAAUUAAUUGGUUGAGAUGGCCCGCUCUUCUCCAACAAGUGUGCCAGAUGGUGGCUGAGAAGAUGGGAAUCAAUACGCCUAUUCGUGCCGAGCUCUACAAAAUGCUGCUCUACGAGAAAGGUGCCAUGUUCAAGGCACACACUGACACCGAAAAGAUCCCAGGCAUGUUUGGUACACUCGUCGUCAAUCUGCCAUCACCACACACUGGUGGCGAUGUCGUUCUCAAGCACUGUGGUGAAAAGGUCAAGUACAGCUCCUCCAAGCGAGAGGCUUCCUGUGCUGCCUGGUACUCGGAUGUACAUCACGAGGUCCUGCCCGUCACCUCGGGCUAUCGCUGGGUUUUGACCUACAACCUUGCUAUUGAUCAGUCUUUGCCGCGUCCAUCUGCUGCUCUCAAACGAUCUGAGCUGCGACCACUCCGCCAUUGCAUCAGACGAUGGCUUGCACGCGAUCCAUCAUCCCGGAAGAACCCAUAUAUAUAUCAUGUACUGGACCACGAGUAUACUGAAGACAGCAUUUCUUUCCGGGCACUUAAAGGACCAGACAUAGCCAGGGUUACGGCUCUUCGACAAGCCUGUAAAGGACUGCCUGUCACAAUCUUUCUCACAUUACUCGAGAGGGAGGACAGAGGUAAUGUGGAAUUUGAUCCCUCAGACCUACAGUAUAACUAUCGGGGCGCGACGGGGGAGUACGAUGACGAGGAUGACGGAGAAUACCAUUGCCUCGAGGAGGUUCUCGAAUCAGAAUACAGACUCAUGACAGUUAGAGAUUUACAGGGUAAAGUUGUUGCUGGGCAGAUGGCCAUUGACGAGGAGAAUAUCACCGACCCCGAUAUUUUCAACGAUAUGUCUCCUGUUAAGGAAGAUUAUGAAGGAUAUAUGGGUAACUAUGCUGUGGCUCUUGUUCCUCACGAGUCGCUUGUCGAUUUCUUCACUCAGUCUGACUCUUCUUAUUACGGUGCAACACACCAGAAGUUUCCUCAAGCCCCGAUUAACUACCUGGCCCAGCAAUGCUUACAGAAGAAUGUGCAGGAACACUUGCUUACUGCAAUGCUGGAUCUUGUUGAGCCAGGGCUGCUUCACAUGGAGAGCAGAGAAACUGAGUUGGAGGACAAGUCCGUGCUGCCAAAUAUCGUCAAUGCCGCCCUACUGCAUCAGGAGUAUCAGCUCGUCACUGAAGUUAUCGCGAAGCUGUUCAAAAUCUUGCCGUCGAACGUGUUUACUUCUCUUAGGCAGUGGAUGAUCAAGUCCGACGGGGAGGACAAGGCUAUGGAGAGGUUCAGCAAAGUCAAAGGAGGGCUAUCCCUUGCUUUGACUAAGCCUUAUAAUCUAAGACUCAAGUUUCAGGUCAUCUCUCACUUGGUUCCUCUACCUCGUGACUUGGCCGCUGAUGCUCUCCCAACGCCUGCGCCCAUCAUGAACUGGGCUCGUGAAAUGUUGCACGCCUUUGUUAAAGGUGAAGGCCCUAGGGAUGUCACGAGACACGAUGGGUCCUCCAUAGUUUCUAUGUCGCUAUACUUCGACGACCCUAUCCUGUUCCUGACGGAGCGUGUCGUACCCAUCUUUGAGAAGAGACUUGCGGCCCCUGCAUUUCGCUUUAGGGUUUUAUCUCAACUAAUGAACUUGAGCACCAACGGCAAGCUUCCUCGCGAAGAAGGGAUAAGACUCUAUCGAACUAUGGCACGGCUUUUGAUCACUUCACAGAACUUUACUUUGCUGCGGGAUGAAAAAUAUGUUGAAGAGGAGGCAAAGAGAACCCGAGUCUCCUGGGUCACUAUACAACCCCAACCCAAACGUGAUAUGGUGACUGCAAUCUCGUGUGAGGUCUUGAAGGACUUCAUCUCCAAGCUUUGCAAAGUCAGCACAGAGUUGGACGAUCUCAAGAAUCAGUUCUUGACCAAAGUCACAUUGCAAGCCAGCAAGCUCCCAGAAGUGGAGCUCUACCGGCUCUGGCUGCCUUUUCUGCAUUCAGUCAUUCCGGUUUUUCAUGAAAAUUCGAUACCUCUUAGCACACAGUCAUGUCAGAAGUUCUUCUCAGCUGUUGUCAAGGCCGUACUUGAUGUUUGUCUUGGCCCACAGCCUCCUAGACCUGCAGACUGGUCACUCUCCAGCGUACCGUGUAACUGCGGAGACUGCGAGCGGGUGAACGAUUUUCUCAACCACCCAACACAAAUGACUGGGAGGUUCCCGAUGAACAAAAGCCGGCGCCAGCAUAUCCACCAACAAGUAGACAGAGCAGGCAUAGGAUGCAAGCACGAAACAAUGCGAAAUACAAACCCCAAUACGUUGGUCAUGACCAAGAAGACUCGGCCUCUGGACGUGGAGCGGCAGCACUGGCAGAAAGUAAGAGUCUAUCUUGUUGAAAAGUUCAGCCAAUUUAAAGGGAGCGAGCUCAGGACGCUGCUCGGCUCGGACUUCGAAAAGAUUGAGAAACUCUGCACUGGGGAGACUGGUCAGCCAAGUUUGUCUCGCCGACCAGCCGCAGGAGAAAAGCGCAGAGUUGAGCAGGCAGCGGAGGUCAUUGACUUGACGAUUGACUAG
Molecule: messenger RNA, 2907 nt
Organism: Fusarium musae
Lineage: Eukaryota; Fungi; Ascomycota; Sordariomycetes; Hypocreales; Nectriaceae
Exons: 5
Coding region: 1-2907 (968 amino acids)
Source: RefSeq, a predicted model, not a curated record